Molecule: messenger RNA, 945 nt
Organism: Colletotrichum karsti
Lineage: Eukaryota; Fungi; Ascomycota; Sordariomycetes; Glomerellales; Glomerellaceae
Exons: 1
Coding region: 1-945 (314 amino acids)
Source: RefSeq, a predicted model, not a curated record
AUGAUCAACACUGCCGGAAACCAGGCAGUAUCGAAGUUUGACAACUCCAUCACUCGUAUCGACCGCGACGUCAAGAAGCUAAACGGUACAAUGGCCGAGCUGCGCCGAGUGAUGGAUGCCCAGAAAGCAGAUCUCCUUUCCGUCAAAACAAGUAUCUCAGAUGUCAAACGAAACAUCUCUGAAGUCCGUGGUCUCACACACCUAGAGAACGCAAUGCAAACAGCAAGUGCUGCUGUGGCAGAAGUGACGAAUCGAACCCAGCUUAUUGAGAGCGAAAACGCUGAGCUUCAGGAAGAGCUUCAAAAUACCAAGAAGCAGCUUAUGACCAUCUUCUCAGAGCUUGCGAGUGCAAAGAAAACCGCAAAAGAUGCCGUCAGUGCGGCCAGGAAGAGUGCCAACGAAGUUACGAACCUGCGAACGGAGUUUGAACAGUUGAAGCAGAGCCUGGAACAAGACCGCUCUAGGGCAUACGAGUCCAAAGGCCACUUGUUUUUGCCGAGCGAACUGGAUAUACUAGCAAGCAACAUCACAAAGAUUGGAAACAGAGCAAGCCUGGUCGAACCAUUGCAAAUGGAGCUUGACCUAUUCAAGAGCAGAGUCCUACGUCUUGAGGCGACCAUGGAACCCUCCACAAGAGAACGCGAUAGACUAUCGGUAAUGGCGGAUGGCACUCGCAGCCAGUCAGCAGUACCCGUGGAACGCCAAAUCCGAUCGAACAACGAUGGCGAUGGUCAUGGGAGUUCUUCGCAGCCUCGCAGUAGGAAGAGGAAGGCCCCUUCUGACCGGUUACCAGAUUGUCAGGGGAAUGUUACCGCUCCCAAACUGACCAAGUCAGGUGCCAUUGACAAGAGGACCAUCAAAAGACAGGAGAAAAAUCAUCCCACCAGUCAAGACAACCCGGAAGAGAUGCCGGGAAUCGCUACGCCAAAUUCCAAGCGUCGCUGA